Molecule: messenger RNA, 609 nt
Organism: Podarcis lilfordi (Lilford's wall lizard)
Lineage: Eukaryota; Metazoa; Chordata; Lepidosauria; Squamata; Lacertidae
Source: the annotation of a GenBank genome assembly
AUGUGUGACGGGAGGAGCCCGACCCCAGAGGAACUGCCGAUGUGUUACCUAGGGGAUGAUUGGUCUGGGGUCAGCUUGCAGGAAUUCAUGAAUUGUGGCCAUAAUUUGGCUAACAGUCGGCAGGUGCGCAUGCUGGCAGACCUCAGCCUGGUUGGAUGUUACAAUUUGACCUUUAUGAAUGAAAGUGAAAGGAACACGAUCCUUCUCCAAAGCGCCAAGAACAACUUGAAAAACAUGGCCUUCUUUGGGCUCACAGAAUUUCAGAGGAAAACUCAAUAUCUCUUUGAGAGGACAUUUAACCUGGAGUUCAUCUCUCCGUUCACUCAGUACAAUAUCACUCGAGCCUCUAAUGUGGAUAUCAGUGAGUCAGUGCGGAAGCGCAUCGAAGAGCUGAACUUCCUGGAUAUGCAGCUGUAUGAAUACGCUAAAGACCUAUUUCUGCAGCGCUUUCAGUAUGCCAAGCAAGAAGAGCAUGAACUAAAUCGCCAAAAACGACGGGAGGAGCGAAAAAUGUUGCGUGAACAGAAGGUCCAUGAAUGGCAAAAAGAGGAGGAAGCAGAAACACUAGCGGUUACUGAGGAUUACAACAGUCAGGUGGAACGGUGGUGA